CAUAGAAGGACCCCACCAAGUUGGAACCUGUUCAGAGGAGGACAGCCAGGAACGGGGAGACCAGAAGUGGUGCCCUAUGUCAAGCAGUUAAAGGGUGAAGACAUCAGAUCAGAGACAUUGUCCGAUUUGCCCAGAGUCACUCAGCUAGAGUCUGAGGUGGAAACAAAGACAGAUGGGGAGACUGCAUCAGACAGCGAGAGCCGAGCUGAACCUGCACCAACAGCCACUUCUGAUGAUACUCCUGAGGUCCUCAACCGGGCACUGUCAAAACUGUCCUCAAGAUGGAAAAACUGGUGGGUGAGAGGUAUCCUGACUUUGGCUAUGAUUGCCUUUUUCUUCAUCAUCAUCUAUUUGGGACCCAUGGUUUUAAUGAUGAUUGUGAUGUGUGUUCAGAUUAAAUGUUUCCAUGAGAUUAUCACUAUUGGCUAUAAUGUCUACCACUCAUAUGACCUGCCUUGGUUCAGGACCCUCAGUUGGUACUUUCUACUGUGUGUGAAUUAUUUUUUCUAUGGUGAAACAGUGACUGAUUACUUCUUCACUCUGGUCCAGAGAGAGGAGCCUUUGAGGAUUCUCAGUAAAUAUCAUCGCUUCAUUUCCUUUGCUCUUUACCUAACAGGGUUCUGCAUGUUUGUACUGAGUCUUGUUAAGAAGCAUUAUCGACUCCAGUUCUAUAUGUUUGGUUGGACUCAUGUGACUCUGCUUAUUGUUGUGACCCAGUCCCAUCUUAUUAUCCACAACUUGUUUGAAGGAAUGAUCUGGUGA
Messenger RNA from Vombatus ursinus (common wombat), 762 nucleotides. RefSeq names its product phosphatidate cytidylyltransferase 2-like. Gene Ontology annotation, cellular component: endoplasmic reticulum membrane. Lineage: Eukaryota; Metazoa; Chordata; Mammalia; Diprotodontia; Vombatidae. The annotation marks the transcript as partial. The record is from RefSeq and is a predicted model, not a curated record. The transcript is spliced from 8 exons. Gene Ontology annotation, molecular function: phosphatidate cytidylyltransferase activity.